AUGCGUUUCACUCCAGCCAUCCUGAUGCUCGCGAGCGCCAUUGGCGCCAUCGCCGCGCCCAGCGCUGAGCCCAUGGAACUCGAUGCCCGCACCCUCGAGGCCAGAGACGAGGGCAUCGACAUUAAGAUUUGCUCUGGCAUCAACUUGGGAGGGAACUGCAUUGACAUUGUAGUCUACAUCCAAAAUGAUUGCCACAACUUGAACGGCAGUCCCGUCAUGGACAAUGUCAAGUCCGUCAGCAUCCCUAACGGGUACCGCUGCCGCUUCUGGCAGUCGACCACCUGCAAUGGUGGUGGUACCGGCGAUAUCCAGGCUGGUGGUAACAACGACAUUGGCACCGGCUCGUUGAGCUCUGUCAAGUGCUACAAGAACUGA
Penicillium expansum is the source of this 375-nucleotide messenger RNA. RefSeq lists its product as uncharacterized. The transcript has 3 exons. Bases 1 to 375 code for a protein of 124 amino acids. Lineage: Eukaryota; Fungi; Ascomycota; Eurotiomycetes; Eurotiales; Aspergillaceae. The record is from RefSeq and is a predicted model, not a curated record.